GUUCGCGAGAAUUUAUUCUUCAUUUAUUAGUAAUUCUUUGAGUCAUUCGAAUGUCGAACGUCGAACGGUUGGGUAUACGCUCUCGGAACUGUCUACUACCAUAGUAGAUAGACAGAUAGUAUCCAAUUUCGACACCUUCUUAUAAAAUGCGAUGCAAAAAAGGAAAGAAAUGUUUCCAUCCAGCUAAAUCCGUGUGCAAAUUUGUGAAAAUUGUCAUAUGCCGAAUGCUGCAGAUAUUACUCAACGCUGAAUAUAAAUGGCUGACACUCAUAGGAUGGAAUCACAGAAACCAACUCGUCAAGAUGAAGAUUACCGCUUUCCUAUCAAUAGCGAUUGUAGCAGCGGGAGCUUUAAUUUGUACACCGGUGUUCGCUGAUACUGACCUGACGGUGAAAUGGAGUUCCCCAAUCGAGGAUCCUUCACGUUCCAACAGCUGGUUUGAAAUGCCAUUGACACUAGCAGCAGCGGAAGAAGCUGGUUGGGUCGAGGAAUCAAAAGUUUCUAAAUCAGCGCUCACUCUGUAUUGCGAGAAAAAUGACCAUCACUUCUGCAUUCUUUACGACAGUUACGGGGAUGCUGUCGGUAUCCAGUUUGGAUUAUCACUGGCCGAGCUAGGAGAACAGGACUUCUACGAUAGGUCAACCAUUGACUGGUUCGUAAGAAGAACACUAUUUGAUAGAGACUGUUGGACCGUCACAGUUUUUCUUGUGUCGCCUAAUACUAUUACAGCUGGUGAUCGCGCUAAAACAAAUCGAGUGAUUGGUGCCAAUGGAGUUUGGAUUCAAACAACCACCGGGUUCGAAGAAGUUCCCAAAAAUAGAGAUAAUUUGGAUUCUAGUUGGGCAAAACAAGCUUGUAUUCCUGGAAUGGGUACUCACUUCUACUACAACAUGAGUUCAACCCUAGAUUGCGGCACUUUCCGUCCCAUAUUUUUGUUAUACACGGAAGACGUGCUUAACGCUAUAGGAUUCCAGAAUUAUGGGAAGUUGAAUACGGUAAAUCGCGAAUGGUCCGAAGAACUGCCACCCAAUGCACCCACGAUAGCUAUUCCCGAUGCUCCAGAGUGUUUGAUAGAGCGGCUAGCUGAAUACGGAGUAAUUUCAAUACAUGCAUACUGGACAAAAGAACCAUGGAAUAUCAAAUGCUAAUAUAAUAGAAAAAAUUGUACGAUACCGCAAGAGUGCAUAAUGCAAUAAAUCGGAGUACUUCACA
Athalia rosae (coleseed sawfly) is the source of this 1212-nucleotide messenger RNA. RefSeq lists its product as uncharacterized. Bases 147 to 1148 code for a protein of 333 amino acids. Lineage: Eukaryota; Metazoa; Arthropoda; Insecta; Hymenoptera; Athaliidae. The transcript is spliced from 7 exons. The record is from RefSeq and is a predicted model, not a curated record.